This is a messenger RNA of Amborella trichopoda, 1433 nucleotides long. Its product is annotated as jasmonate-induced oxygenase 3. The record is from RefSeq and is a predicted model, not a curated record. NCBI's taxonomy places the organism in Eukaryota, Viridiplantae, Streptophyta, Magnoliopsida, Amborellales, Amborellaceae.
UAGGGCAUCUGAAUUAUGUAAAUCUCUCUCCAUUGGAAUAUGUAGUUGGGCAUGGGCAUGGGCAUCUGAAUUAUGUAAAUCACAAAGAUGCAUCUUCUAUUUAAAGAGCAAAGGAGGAACGUCUCCCUGUCCCUGUAUUUUCAUUUACUCACUACAGAGACAGAGACAGAGAGUAUGUUUUUGUUUUCAUAGCGAGAAUGGUGGUACUUUGCAACAACAGCAUGGGACUAAACUUGGCAUGGCCCGAGCCUGUGGAGAGAGUACAGAAGCUUGCGGAGAGUGGGAUUACUCAUUUGCCACAAAGGUACAUAAGGCCUCCCCAAGAGAGACCACCCUCCUCUCCCUCUCCCUCUCCCUCUCCCUCUCCUGCAGGUGUCCCAGUUGUGGACUUAUCAGCAGGCAACAGCAUGGAGGUGAUGCACUGUGCAUGCAGGGAAUGGGGUGCGUUCCAGCUCAUAAACCAUGGCAUCCCCCACAUAUUUCUCUCCUCCGCCAUGCAUGCCUCUAGAGGAUUCUUUGACCUCCCCAUGUCCGAGAAGCAGCUCUACGCCAACGAUCCCCUCACCUAUGAAGGUUAUGGCAGCAGGAUGGGCGUGAAGAAGGGCAUUAUUUUGGAUUGGGGUGACUACUUCUUCCACCACCUCCGUCCUCUCUCUCACAGGAAACAACAUAAAUGGCCUGCCAACCCCCCGCACUACAGGAGGACCAUCGAAGAAUACUGCAGCGGGGUGUUUGAGUUGUGCAAGGAGCUGCUAUCCAUGUUCUCUGAGGACUUGGGACUUCCCAAAUCGCGCCUAGUCGAAACGUUUGGGGGAGAGGAGCAGAUUGGGCUCUGUUACAGGAUGAAUUAUUAUCCAGAGUGUCCACAACCAGAGCUCACCCUCGGGCUGUCCCCCCAUACCGACCCCGGAUGCUUCACAGUGAUCUUUCAGGAUGACGAUGUAUGCGGGUUGCAGGUGAAGAAGGACGAUGUUUGGGUUUCAGUUCCUCCCAUUCCAAAAGCCCUUGUCAUCAUCUUGGCUGAUCAGCUAGAGGUGAUAUCAAAUGGGAUAUACACUAGCGCGGAGCACAGGACAACAGUGAACAAGGAGAGGGAGAGGAUGUCUCUGGUCGUAUUCUGUAACCCGGAUGGAGAGAUGAAGAUUGGGCCGGUUCAGGAGGUGGUCGCAGCAGGAGGAGGGAAAGCAUUGUACGAGGAGAUGAGUUUUAACCAGUAUAGACAGUUAAUCAGGACCGUUGGCAUCAAAGGCAAGACCUUCCUAAAUUCCAGGAAGGGAAGUUAGCAGCAGCAGCAUCUCUAUCUGCAACGGCAUCUGCAUCUUACUUAGAGUAAUCCUUGCCGUCCACAUCAAUAACCAUAAAUGUAAAUAAAUAAUUCAAACCCCUCAGAAUUGAUGUCACCUAAUUAGGAAUGGAAGCGUGCUCUUUUUCUA